AGAAGGUUCUAGUGGCCCCAAGAGGGCAACAAAAGAUUUCUUUCUUUUCUAAGAAGGUUUGUACACAUCAUUCUCACAGUUGUAAAAUGGUGUGUUACAUUAACAAGGAAAAUAAUUGAAAUAAAUUAUGUCCGAAAAUAGUGGAUUAAGUGCUUGAAAGGGGACUUUUAUUAAUCCAUUACAUUACAUUGCAUUUAGCUGACACUUUUAUCCAAAGCGAUUUACAAUCCCUGUGGGGAAAUUCAGUAGGCAACAGGGUAAGGGUGAAAAACAGGACAGCACAGAUUCACACAGGUUCAUCAAAUCAAAAAUAAAAUCGAAGAUAAAAAUAAAAAUAAUGAAAAACUAUUAAAUAAGAAAUUAAUAAAAAUAAUAAUAAAAAAGGGGUAGACCUAUGUAAAAUACUUUUUUCUUUUAAAAGGGGGGGAUUGAAAGGGGCUCUUUAUGUACCAAGGGGCUUGAAAGGGGCAUAUCAAAUUAUUUCAGAAAAAAACCCCAAAAAAUGCAGAAAGGUUUGUGGGGAGUCUACGAGUACCUAACAUUCAUGUUGACAAAAAUCUAUAAUUUGUCUGCAAGAACAGGAGUCUGAACAACAGCCUGAACAUGCUGAAACGAGCCCUCAGAAAGUCCCAGAGUGUGAGCAGAACGAUGGCCCCCCCAGUCACGAGAAAGUCUCUGCUAAAAGGCCAUGUUCCGUUAUCUCACCAAUGGCUGGUCCAUCUAAAAAGGCCAAGAGUGACAUCGCCCUGACACCCAAGAGGAAAAGAACAUUCAUUGAGACUUGGAAAACCCAGUUUCCAUGGGUAAGAUGUGUGGACGACAUCAUGUUCUGUGAGGUCUGCAGAGAAUAUCCAUCCAUUGCUGACCACAGCAGUAAACUGUACGAGGGUGUCACAGGGUCAAAACGCAUUGAGACACUUCAGUCACACGAAUCCAGCAAAUAUCACCUUCUCUGCAUUCAAAGGAAAGAGGUCACAGAGAAAGGCACAGGGCCAAUGUUUGUGGCUCUCAAGAAGCAGGCAGAAAAUAUGGACGACCAACUGAAACCCAUGUUCAACACUGCGUUUUAUGUCGCCAAACAAAAGUUGCCUUUCCGUUCAUUUGAGGGCCUCAUCGAACUUCAAGAGAAGAAUGGCAUUAAAAUGCCUACACAGUACCGGAACGAUAAGGGGUGCAAGGCAUUUGUGCAGGCCAUUGCAGAAGUCGAGAAGGACAGAGUUUCUGAAGACCUCAAGGCUUCAAGAUUCUUCGCUCUGAUGGGAGAUGGAUCCACGGAUAUAUCUGUGACAGAACAGGAGAAUGUAUAUGUUAGGUAUGUCAAAGAUGGACUUCCAGCGACAGAGUUCAUUGACAUCAUGGCUGUAAAGUCAGCUGAUGCUAAUGGUGUUCUGGCAGCUCUCCUCGAGGCACUACAUCAUGUCGACCUAACAGAUGGAGACAUAAAGAAGAAAAUAAUAGGCUGCACAUUUGAUGGUGCCAGCGUUAACCAAGGUGCCAAGGGAGGAGUUAUUGUGAAGUUGCGGGAAUUGUUGGGGCAUGUGCUCAUUUCGAUUUGGUGUGCUCCACAUAAGCUGGAGCUGUCGCUCCUAGAUGCCACCAAAGCCACUGACUUCAUUGACAUCGUAGAGAAAGGAGUGGACCCCAUCUACAGAUUCUACUAUGGAUCUGGUAAACGUAGGAGGGAGGUGAACGCCAUAUCAGCCGUUAUAGACGAGGAUCCUGUCUAUUUCUCAGCACCCUGUGGCACUAGGUGGAUGGCGUCAAGACUCCGGGCAUACAAGGCUGUAAUAAAAAAUUACAACUCCGUCAUCCUACACAUGGAAGAGGCUUCAAACAGAAAAACAGACGAAGGAGCUAAGUGUGUGGGGUACUUGAAGGUACUGAAGUCUGCAAAGUUUGUUGAUGGGCUCCACUUUAUGGUAGAUGUCUUGGAAGUGUUGGCCAACGUGAGUCUGGCAUUCCAGAGUAAUGAUCUGUUCAUUUAUGAUGUUGAUGUAAAGUUGUGUGAGGCCAGGAUCAAGUUGGAAGGCCUUAAGCAUAAUAGAGGUGAUGUCUACACUGCCUACAUGGCAACCUGCAAGGAUGGCAAGUUUGACAGUAAGAGCAAUGGACACAUCACUUCACUGAAAGGAACAGGUAUUCCAGAAACAGUGAAGAAUUCCUUCUUGGAGAAUUGUGUGAAGUUCCUAGAGAAGAGAUUUUCCUUCCUGAAGGAUACCCCUUUCAGUGAUUUCCAUGUUCUUGACCCCAGGAACGUCCCAAGAUCAGACGCACAACUAGCUACAUAUGGUGAUGUUCAGGUUAUGAACAUGGUGACCCACUUCGAGUCCGUUCUCAGUGAGGAGGAGGUAACCAACAUCCCUAGACAGUGGCCAGCUCUCAAGGCCAGACUGAAGUACAGGCAGAGGCAGCCCGCCAAGGAGGUCAUAAGUGACCUUCUCACUGAGAACCACCCAGAUGUGAAGGACGUCCUGGUUCUGGUGUACAUGAUGGUCACCCUUUCUCCCUCCUCUGCUGCCGUGGAGCGUGGAUUUUCCCUCAUGAACCUCAUAAAAACAUCCAGAAAAUCCCAGAUGACCAAUGAAACUCUGGGGUCACUCAUGAGGGUCAGCCACAUCACCACCACAGUGGCAGAGUUUGACCCAGAGCCAGCCAUCCAGAAAUGGAAAACAUCUGCUAAGACCAAGAGGUAUGUCAAAGCUGCCCCAAAGCCUGCUGCAGUGAACAGCAACUUACCUGUGCCUGUUGCCCCAUAGCUCGGUGUGAGGAGAACCACUGGAGUGCUGCCCCACAGUUCGGGAGACAGCUGCAGUGAACAACCACCCUGAGCCUGAAGCCAUACCUUUCUGCUAGCAUGUCUACUAGUCCCACAGAGGAGAAAACAUUAUAUUGUUAGUACUUAGUUGUUUUAUCUUAUUAUUUUAUAUCUGUCAUUCAUUUGAUGUGCCUUGAUGGUAGAAGUUCAGAAACCAGACACUGUGAACAAUAUGAACAAAUAAACAAUAAAAUGUUUCCUACAGUAACCUAGAUUCUUGUGUGCUUUAUGUUGAUAUGUAAUCAUAUUUAAAAUAGGUGCAGCAAUGCAUGCACAAAGUAUAGAUAUGGACAAGUGAAAAAUGUAUUCGGACAAGCACAUUUCCAAACUCACU
Messenger RNA from Gymnodraco acuticeps, 3149 nucleotides. Its product is annotated as zinc finger protein 862-like. The record is from RefSeq and is a predicted model, not a curated record. NCBI's taxonomy places the organism in Eukaryota, Metazoa, Chordata, Actinopteri, Perciformes, Bathydraconidae. Bases 708 to 2756 code for a protein of 682 amino acids. The transcript is spliced from 3 exons.